AUGAAGACUCCAGUGGGGCUAUCUCCUUUCCAGCUAAUCUAUGGGAAAGCUUGUCCUUUGCCAGUGGAAAUAGAGCAUCAUGCUUAUUCGGCUCUAAAGUUGUUGAAUUUUGACCCUUCCAUGUCUAUUGAAAAGAGAAAAAGGAAACUGCUUGAACUUGAAGAGAUGCGCCUUCGUGCCUAUGAUUCUUCCAAGAGUUACAAGGAGAAGGUCAAGUUCUAUCAUGACAGGAAGUUGGUGAAGAAGGGUUUUCAUCCGGGCCGACAGAUGUUGCUAUUUAGCUCUCGAUUCAAACUCUUUAUUGGCAAAUUGAAGUCAAAAUGGUCUGGUCCGUUCACUAUUAAGGAUGUCAAGCCACAUAGAGCAAUUGAGUUGACAGAUCCAUCCUUUGGUGACCCACGGAGAAGCUGGGUAGUUAAUGGGCAACGACUUAAACAUUACUUGGGUGGUGAGGUUGAACGCCUCAUCACAAAUGUUGAAUUGGUUGACCCUUGA
Messenger RNA from Vigna radiata var. radiata (mung bean), 495 nucleotides. RefSeq lists its product as uncharacterized. The transcript has a single exon. Lineage: Eukaryota; Viridiplantae; Streptophyta; Magnoliopsida; Fabales; Fabaceae. Bases 1 to 495 code for a protein of 164 amino acids. The record is from RefSeq and is a predicted model, not a curated record.